AUGGAGGACAUCAAGAGAGUCUCUGUAUGGAUUCAAUUACCUAGAUUGCCACUUAGGUAUUGGACAGGAACUAUCUUGAGCCGAAUGAUCAGUACCAUUGGGAAAUUGAUAGAAAUGGAUGACAUGACUACUCAGAGAAUGCAUACUGGAUUUGCCAGAAUUCUUGUGGAAAUGGAGAUACAAGAUACAGUGUCGAAGGAGAUAUGGUACAAAGAUGAGAUGGGUAGUUUGCAGGAACAAGAAAUCAGAUAUGAGUGGAAGCCGGUGAAAUGUGGGAUGUGUAAAGGGUUUGGUCAUGAGGCGAAUACUUGUAGAGCAUUGAAAGAUAAUGAGCAGAAGAGGAAAGUGGUUGAGAAAGAUAAGGGGAAGGUAGAAGUGUCCCAAGACCUGAUUAGCAGAACUGAGCAAGCUGAUAAGACGGUUGCAGAGAAAGAAGAGGGUGAGUUAAGUGCCAACUUGGAGAUCUUAUCUAAGGAUGGUACCAAAAAAGAUAAGGUCCUGGUGUUAGAUCAGAGAACUCUGCCUCAGAAGGAUGAUAUUGGUCAGCAGCAGUACUAG
Oldenlandia corymbosa var. corymbosa is the source of this 558-nucleotide messenger RNA. The record is from the annotation of a GenBank genome assembly. NCBI's taxonomy places the organism in Eukaryota, Viridiplantae, Streptophyta, Magnoliopsida, Gentianales, Rubiaceae.